Messenger RNA from Dacryopinax primogenitus, 2785 nucleotides. RefSeq names its product TPR-like protein. The coding region runs from base 1 to 2733 and encodes 910 amino acids. Gene Ontology annotation, molecular function: protein binding. The record is from RefSeq and is a predicted model, not a curated record. NCBI's taxonomy places the organism in Eukaryota, Fungi, Basidiomycota, Dacrymycetes, Dacrymycetales, Dacrymycetaceae. The transcript has 2 exons.
AUGGCUAUCACAACACAAACGGCAUUGUUGGUCGAGAAGUCCCUAAUUGAAGGCAAAUGGCGCUCUGAGAUAGACGAAUUUACCGCUCAACUGCCCAUUGAACUUGCUCAUCUAGUUGUGGACGGAAAAUUCUCCCAGGUCCUCGAGCACAAAGAAGGCAGGCGAUUCUUUCAGUCUCCCUCGUCCCUGAAUUCUUCGCGGUCGGGACGUAUUAACGACCUCUUGAGCCCUUUCGCACAAGGCCUAGAGGCAGAGUUGACUCGAUUAGCUGUCGCCGUCGCUUGCUUGCAUUCCUUCAUACAAGUGAAUUGGACUGGGCCGGCGCUAGACAUCAAGCCGGUUGAGCUGUUGUCGGACAACUCUGCCCUUACCGAAGAGGAUCUGAACCGUCAAUCUAUUGAGGAACUUUGCUACGGAAGCGAACCAGCAUACCAUCUGGCUCAAGUUCCCACUUUAUUUCGUCUGGCCCAACUUUUGCUAGAACAACCUUACGAUCACAUAACCACGAUUGACUGGUGGCGCCUCAGAGCAUCUUCGUUGCAUCAGCAUCUCCUAGACGAGCCUGUGGCGUUCCCGACAAAUAUCCUCCCGCACGUAGAUCAACUGAUAAAGCAUCUCGAUGGAGAGCCGGAUCUUCAGGGUCGUCUUUGGAUCGAACGUGGGAUCGCACAUCAUUUGGUCGGCAGUGAUACCAUCGCUGGCGAGAACUUCAUUAAUGCUGCUCGUGCUACUGGGCUGCAGUACGAAGUAUCAGGCGCGUUGGGCAGAAGAACCAAAUUCCAGCACGAUGCUGUUACUCAACUGGUGCUCCUUGCAGAAAGUCGAAAACGAAACGAUACCGUGAUCGAUGCGACAUCAAACGACGAAGAAAAGCCGGCGGUUUCAGAAAAACCAAUGCAGGCAGAGCAAAAGAAAGACAUGCCCGAGGCACUUCUAUUGAAUGACGACACUCUUCUAGAGCAUACAAAGUUUACCGCAUCCUCUGCAAGUGCAGGUGCUUUGUCACACAUCGAUCCUCAAGCGCAACCCGCUCUCGAUCCGUUGGAUCAGUGUAUUUUGCUUUCCCUUUGUCUGAACGUGAAGAACACAUCACCCGUCCACGGCCUCACAUCUGAGCAGAUGUAUGCGUACGUCGCACGCGUAUUAUCCCACCCGAAGAACUGGACCGUCUAUACCAUGGCUCUCCUUCUCCGAUCCCGGCUUGAAGCGAAGCGAACGCGCACCGUUGAACGCUCCACAUUCCAGCUACAGGCACUCAUAGACCAGAUGCCGACAUCAGACUCGACACUCUCCGAGCGGCUGCUGUAUUUCCAUUCGCUGAUCCUGCCCAGCAAGUGGGAGAUGGAGCGCGAGCUUGCAGUGCGAUACCUCUCCCUCGGCGUUGUUCGUUCUGCUCUGGACAUCUUCGAGCGCCUCGAGAUGUGGGAGGAGACGGUUCAGUGCUGGCAGUCACUCGAAAAGCCGGAGAAGGGGAUCGCGAUUGUGCGUGACCUGCUGGAAGGGAGGAAGCAGGAGGCGGACGUUGUGUUGCAGAGGGGGAAGACGACGCUCGAGCCGCAAAGGCCGAAGCUAGACAAGGCGAGAGAGGCUAAGCUCUGGUGCCUGCUCGGCGAUUUGGAGAAGGACAAGGCACUCGAGCACUAUGAACGUGCAUGGGAGGUCUCCGGAGGAUCGUCAGCCCGUUCGGCCCGAUCCCUCGGAGGGUACCAUUUCGCGCAAGGAAACUUCAAGAAGGCGAUACCAUACCUGCGGCGGGCGACGCAGAUCAACCCGUUGUACAGCAGGACAUGGUUCGUGCUUGGUUGCACCUAUAUCCGGACAGAGGAAUGGGUCGAGGCGAAGAUGUGCUUUUUGCGAUGCGUUGAGAUCGAUCAAGAGGAUGCGGAGAGCUGGAGCAACUUGGCUAGCAUGUACCUUAGGAUGGGCGAGGCGGGAGAGAAGGUAGAGCUAGGGAGUGAGGAUGUCCCUGCAGAGGGCGAGGAGGAACCAAAACCGGAAGACAAAGAGGCUUUAGCUGGCGCCAUCCCGUUCAGUAACAAGCUGCUUGCCUUCCGAGCGCUCAAGCAAGGUCUGAGAUUCUCGUACGAGAACUGGCGCAUGUGGAAUAACCACAUGAUCGUCGCUGUGGACGUGGGCGAGCUGGCAGAGGCUUGCCGUGCUCUCGGCCGGGUGGUGGAAGAGCGUGCGGAGAGGGAUGGGGAGUCAUGCGUCGAUAUGGCGGUCUUGGAAAGGUUGGUGAACGCUGUCACCCGCGUGGCGAACAACACCGUCGAUGGUGAGGACGUGCGUGCCGCAAGGCAGAAUCCAAAUGAAGGGCAUGGGCUUAAGCGUCGCGUGACGGACCUGUUUACGCGCAUCGUCCUCCCACGCAUCUCGAAUUCAGCGAGGAUAUGGCGCAUGUGGGCGCGGUUGCUCGUUUGGGAGGGCAAGUGGGGCGAAGCACUCGACGCACAUAUGAAUGCCUACCGCGCUGCUGUGGUCAGCGACGAGCGUGUGGAAGUAGAUUUAGAGAACUGGAAGGAGGCGGUAGGCGAAGUAGAGGAGAUUGUAGAGCUGAUGCGGAACUUGGGGCCAAGAGCGGCUGAGGAGGGCAAGGGUGGUAUGAAGGACUGGAAGUUCCAGGCGAAGAGCGUCGUCAGGACUUUUAUGGGGAGGACGAAGGCGAACUUUGGGGAUGAGCCUGAGUGGGAGAGACUCACGGAGCUACUGGUGGAGCUGAGGAGGGCGGAGUAGAGAAAUAUAGUAGUGUUGUAUUACAUUUUCAAAUGUUGGAUAGAACAAGUAC